Molecule: messenger RNA, 1203 nt
Organism: Phytophthora infestans T30-4
Lineage: Eukaryota; Oomycota; Peronosporomycetes; Peronosporales; Peronosporaceae
Product: malate synthase, putative
Exons: 7
Coding region: 1-1203 (400 amino acids)
Biological process (GO): glyoxylate cycle
Cellular component (GO): cytoplasm
Molecular function (GO): malate synthase activity
Source: RefSeq, a predicted model, not a curated record
AUGCCUCAUUUCCUGGAAGAGACCCGCGCGAUCCGAGAAGAUGGAACGUGGCGGAUCGAUCCGCAACCGGCCGCGCUGAGGGAUCGACGCGUCGAUAUCGGAGACGUGUCUCCUGCCAAUCAAGACUUCCUGCUGCGUGCUAUGAACUCUGGAGCGCAGGGUGUGCAAGUGGACUUCGAUGACGGACACUGUCCGACAUGGAGCAACACAAUUCAAGGCCACUUUAAUCUUCUACAAGCAGCUCGCGGCCUGCUGGAGGUCUCUGGAGAGACAACUGUCGCCAACCCAGCGCUUCUAAUUGUCCGUCCACGGGCUUGGAAUAUGGACGAGCCGCACAUGGUAGUGAACGGGCGUGUUGUGCCUGGCGCGCUCUUUGAUUUUGGAAUGCACCUGUUCCACAAUGGAAGAGGGCCGUUCUUAUAUCUCCCCAAGCUGGAAGGAUACAAGGAAGCCGCGUUGUGGCGAAGAAUCUUCGAGUUUACGGAGAAGAAACUCGAGUUUGCCCACGGAAGCAUCAAGGCGACGGUGUUGAUCGAGAACAUUUUUGCUGCAUUCGAGAUGGAUGAGAUUCUGUUUGAGCUUCGUCAUCACUCGUCAGGCCUAAACUGCGGCAUGUGGGACUACACGGCGUCUAUUGUGGUCAAUUUCCGCCAUCGGCCCGAGUUCUUGCUGCCAGACCGUCAGCAAUACUACAUGGAUCUGCUGAUUUCCACUUGCAAGCGUCGAAAUGCACCGGCAACUACCGGCAUGGUUCCGUUUGUUCUUUCAGAAUUGCCAUCGGGAUUAUCACAAGCCGAAGCGAUUGAUAAAACUCGAUCUGGGAAAUCGAUGGAGGCUCUGGCUGGAUCUGACGGCGCGUUGGUAUACGACUUGGCGCUUGUUACACCCGUAGCAGAGGUAUUUACGACACCACGCGAACGCACGGGCAAGACGAGAUCGUCAUCUGUUGCUUUUGACGAAAAAAUGUUCACUGAAAAGCUGCUCACUCUCCCCAGAGGGCACGUCACGUUACGGUCCGUGGAGAUGAACGUUCGUGUAGCACUUCUCUACGUGCUGCACUGGCUGCACGGACAAGGCACUGUCGUGGUUAAUGGGUGUGUUGAAGACUCAGCCACGGCUGAAAUUUCUCGUGCGCAGUUAUGGCAAUGGGUGUAUCAUCGCGUCCCUAUCACGGGAACUUCACAGCAAGUGAACGCCUCGUGA